Lolium rigidum is the source of this 1263-nucleotide messenger RNA. RefSeq lists its product as uncharacterized. NCBI's taxonomy places the organism in Eukaryota, Viridiplantae, Streptophyta, Magnoliopsida, Poales, Poaceae. Gene Ontology annotation, molecular function: protein binding. The coding region runs from base 1 to 1263 and encodes 420 amino acids. The record is from RefSeq and is a predicted model, not a curated record. The transcript has a single exon.
AUGGGAACAACCGGGGACUGGUCCGGGCUGCCGGAAGAUCUCCUGCUCAUCGCCAUGGCGGCGAUGGAGGUACCCGACGUGGUCCGCUCGGGAUACGUCUGCUCCGCGUGGCGCUCCGCCUACGCUACGUUCCGUCGCCUCCGCCUCCCCACGCGGCCCAACCAGCCGCCCUGCCUGCUAUACCCUCGCGUCGACGCCGACGCGACCGGCUCCGCCUUGCUCUACUCCCCGUUCACCAACACCACCUUCCGCCUGCCCCCGCUCCACAGUGCCGUCGGCUCGGCGAACGGGUGGAUCUUCACCACCGACGAGGCCCCCAAUCCUUACCUCGUCAACCCCGUGACCGGCGCCCGGGUCGCGCUCCCGCCCAUCACGGCCCUCGAGCGCGUCAAGAGCAGCUUCUUGGACGGCGAGGGGAACACCGUGUACGACGUCGACUUCGCCUGGAAAGGCGGGCCCGCCAUGCAGCACGUCACGGCGCAGAAGGCGAGAGACUGGAUGUACCGUCGGGUGGCCAUCUCCGGCGCCGCCACGGCGGCCUGCAUCGUCUUGCUGGUGCACAUGCCGCACGGGGAGCUCUCCUUCGCCAGGCCAGGCGACGAGCGCUGGACCCCGGUCCCUGACCCGAUCAGAUGGAUCCCCGGCGCCUUCGACAGCGUAGCUCACGACGAUGAGAAAAGCGGCCUGUUUUACGUGCUACGCUCCACCGGCGACGUGCUCGCUCUGGAUCUUAGCGGUGCGUCACCGGUGACGAGGCACGUGUCGAUCACGUGGGGAAACCACGCCCCCAAGAACACUGACUACCUCAUCCCCACGCCUUGCGACCGCAGCCUCUUGCUGGUGAGGAGACAGUUGGUCAGGUCCGUGGAGUUCCCGGAGGAGGAGGAGGAGAGCUCUGAUGGGUGUGAUACUGAUAGGCGUCGCUCCAACUCCGCCACGACCCGCAUCUACAUGGAAAAGAUUUGGCUCGACAGGCCAAGGCCACCAAGGAUAGAGACGGCGGAAGGCGUGGGGGACAAUGCUUUGUUCCUUGGGCGCAACUCGCCCAUGUGUUUUCCCGUCGCGGGCUACCCAAUGCUCAAGCCAAACUGCGCCUAUCUGGUCGACGACUGUGAGCAGCUCACUAUGCCCGUCACACGGAGGGACUUCGGUAUCUGGGACUUCGGUAGCAGAAGCCUGCACAAGCUCGUUGAUGUGUGGCCGUCUCUCCCUCCAUGGUCGGAUACGUCUAUUCCGAUCUGGAUCACACCAUCUCUUCACUAG